Molecule: messenger RNA, 1122 nt
Organism: Verticillium alfalfae VaMs.102
Lineage: Eukaryota; Fungi; Ascomycota; Sordariomycetes; Glomerellales; Plectosphaerellaceae
Product: endoglucanase-6B
Exons: 2
Coding region: 1-1122 (373 amino acids)
Biological process (GO): cellulose catabolic process
Molecular function (GO): hydrolase activity, hydrolyzing O-glycosyl compounds
Source: RefSeq, a predicted model, not a curated record
AUGCGCACCACUUCGAUUCUGAGCGCCCUGGCGGCGGCUGGCGCAGUAGCUGCUCGUCCAUCCAUCUGGUCUCGCCAGAACGACGCCGAUGCCAACCCAUUUGAGGGCCGCCAGCUGUUCGUCAACCAAAAUUACACGGCCAAACUCGAGGAAACCCGCGAGGCCUUCCUCACGGCCGGCGACAAUGUCAAUGCCGGCAAGGUCCAGUACGUUCAAGAGUCUGUCGGAACCUUUGUUUGGAUCUCCAACAUUGCGAGCCUUGGCGACAUUGACGGCGCCAUCGAAUCUGCCCGUGGCGUCCAGCAAGAGACGGGCGAGGAACAGAUCGUGGGCCUAGUGCUUUACAACCUUCCCGACAGAGACUGCAGCGCUGGAGAGAGUGCCGGGGAGCUCAGCCUGGCCGAGAAUGGACUGGAGAGAUACAGGACAGAAUACGUCGACCAGUUCGCUGCGAGAGUUCAGGCUGCUUCUGACCUUACCUUUGCCAUUGUUCUGGAGCCCGAUGCGGUCGGCAACAUGGUGACCAACCAGGCCAUCGAGUUCUGCGCCAAUGCCGCCGAGCCGCAGAGGGACGGUAUCGCCUACGCCAUCGCCGAGCUGCAGGCUGAUAAUAUCCACCUAUACAUUGACGCCUCCCACGGCGGAUGGCUGGGGUGGGAUGACAACUUGGCGCCAAUAGCAAAGGCUGGCCCCAACGCGAAGAUCCGUGGCUACUCGACCAAUGUCUCCAACUACAACCCCUUCUCCACGAUGACUCCCGAGCCCUACACCGAGUUUAGCAACUCCUUCGACGAGAGCCACUAUGCCCUCUCCCUGGUUCCGCACCUCGAGGCCGAAGGGCUUCCCACCCGCUUUAUCAUCGACCAGGGCCGUGUGGCCGUCCAGGGCGCCCGCGCCGAGUGGGGUGAGUGGUGCAACGUCGAGGCCGGAUUCGGGCAGCCCGCGACGACGCAGACAGAGAACCCGCACGUGGAUAGUAUUGUCUGGAUCAAGCCCGGCGGUGAGAGUGACGGCGCCUGCGGCAUCGAGGGUGCGCCUAAUGCGGGCGCUUGGUUUGAUGAGUAUGCGCAGCUGCUGACGAAGAACGCGCAUGUGGCUUUGCAGCCGGCUGUGAGUGUCUAG